Molecule: messenger RNA, 2256 nt
Organism: Panicum virgatum (switchgrass)
Lineage: Eukaryota; Viridiplantae; Streptophyta; Magnoliopsida; Poales; Poaceae
Product: aspartate--tRNA ligase 2, cytoplasmic-like
Exons: 10
Coding region: 330-1961 (543 amino acids)
Biological process (GO): aspartyl-tRNA aminoacylation
Cellular component (GO): cytosol; cytoplasm; aminoacyl-tRNA synthetase multienzyme complex
Molecular function (GO): aspartate-tRNA ligase activity; RNA binding; ATP binding
Source: RefSeq, a predicted model, not a curated record
GCGCAUUGCUCAGAAAAAGAAAAAAAAGCUGCCCCAGCGCACAGCCGCCGCACUCCAAUCGUCGCGGGCGGCGCUAGGGUUGGGAGCACCUCCAUCGCGGCCGUCGGCGUCGCCACGAGCCGCCGCCGCUCGCCUCGCCGUCCCCUCCCCCCACCGCACCCGUCUCCGGCCCGCUGCCCACUCGCGCUCACCCUCGCCCAGUCGCGGUCGCGCCUCCCCUCUCCGACCGUGACUCCCCUCCCCAACAGCCGCCGCGCCUGCCCUCCCCCACAGCCGACCGCGGCUCCCCUCCCCGACAGCAGCCCCGCUUGAUUCUCCCGGCCGCCACGAUGUCGUCGGAGACUCCGCCCACCACCGCCGCGGCGGAUGAACUCGCGGCUGACCUCUCCGCCGCCACCCUCAGCAAGAAGCAGCAGAAGAAGGACGCCAGGAAGGCGGAGAAGGCCGAGAAGGCGGCGCAGCGCCAGCAGCAGCAGCAGCCGGCGGACGCCGAGGACCCCUUCGCGACCAACUACGGCGAUGUCCCCGUCGAGGAGAUCCAGUCCAAGGCCAUCUCCGGCCGCUCGUGGACUAAGAUCGGCGACCUCGACGCCGACGCCGCGGGCCGCUCCGUGCUUAUCCGCGGGGCCACGCAGGCUAUCCGUCCGGUCAGCAAGAAGAUGGCCUUCGUCGUGCUGCGCCAGAGCAUGAGCACCGUGCAGUGCGUGCUCGUCGCCAGCGCCGACGCCGGCGUCAGCACUCAGAUGGUGCGCUUCGCCACCGCCCUCAGCAAGGAGUCCAUCGUCGACGUUGAGGGCAUCGUUUCCCUCCCCAAGGAGCCCCUCAAGGCCACGACCCAGCAGGUGGAGAUACAUGUAAGGAAAAUUUAUUGCAUCAAUAGGGCUAUCCCAACCCUUCCAAUUAACCUUGAAGAUGCAGCUCGGAGUGAGGCGGAGUUUGAGAAAGCUGAACAGGCUGGAGAAAAGCUUGUUCGUGUUGGUCAAGAUACCCGCUUGAACUACAGAGCUAUUGAUCUACGAACACCUGCGAACCAAGCAAUAUUCCGGAUCCAGUGUCAAGUCGAAAAUAAAUUCAGAGAAUUUUUGUUGUCGAAAGACUUCGUUGGGAUCCACACCCCAAAACUGAUUUCUGGAUCAAGUGAGGGAGGUGCAGCUGUAUUCAAGCUUUUGUACAAUGGUCAACCUGCUUGUUUGGCGCAAUCUCCUCAGUUGUACAAGCAAAUGGCUAUCUGUGGUGGGUAUGAACGUGUAUUUGAGGUUGGUCCUGUGUUUAGAGCAGAAAAUUCAAACACACACAGGCAUCUCUGUGAGUUUGUUGGUCUUGAUGCUGAAAUGGAGAUUAAGGAGCAUUAUUUUGAGGUUUGCGAUAUUAUAGAUGGCUUAUUUGUGUCAAUAUUUAAGCACUUGACUGAAAACUGCAAGAAGGAACUUGAGACAAUAAAUAGGCAGUAUCCAUUUGAACCUCUGCAGUAUCUAGAGAAAACCUUGAAGCUCACUUAUGAGGAAGGAAUUCAAAUGCUGAAGGAAGCUGGAACUGAAAUCGAGCCUAUGGGUGAUCUCAAUACUGAAGCUGAGAAAAAACUUGGUCGGCUUGUGAAGGAAAAGUAUGGCACCGACUUUUUCAUUCUGUAUCGCUAUCCUUUGGCUGUGCGUCCGUUCUACACCAUGCCUUGUUAUGACAACCCAGCGUACACCAAUUCCUUUGAUGUCUUCAUUCGAGGUGAGGAAAUAAUUUCUGGAGCGCAAAGAAUACACACCCCUGAGCUGUUGGCCAAGCGCGCAACGGAGUGUGGUAUUGAUGUGAGCACCAUCUCAGCGUACAUUGAAUCGUUCAGCUACGGCGCACCUCCUCAUGGCGGUUUCGGGGUGGGCCUGGAGAGAGUGGUGAUGCUGUUCUGCGCCCUCAACAACAUCAGGAAGACUUCGAUGUUCCCCCGCGACCCGCAGAGGCUCGUCCCGUAAUUUUCAUCUCCCUGUGAACACAAGGCUGUGGACCUGCUAUGAAGCGUCAUAGAUCCUUUGCCAUGCUGUUGCCAUCCUCACCAGCCACUGAUCUCACCUCUGAGACCAAGAAACGACGACCGAUAUAGCCCGUUCGUUGCGUCGAGACAACGUGCUGUGACACAAUGGACCUGCCGUUAAUGUGGUCUAGAGCCUUUUCUGUUAAAAAUUCACAUAGACGCUGGUAUGUACUGGGUUGCUCGAGGCUGGAGACCCGACAAUGAUAUGUGCUUUCUAUAUUGGCAUAUUGCACUCA